Lolium perenne is the source of this 2077-nucleotide messenger RNA. RefSeq names its product T-complex protein 1 subunit theta. Lineage: Eukaryota; Viridiplantae; Streptophyta; Magnoliopsida; Poales; Poaceae. The record is from RefSeq and is a predicted model, not a curated record. Gene Ontology annotation, molecular function: ATP binding; ATP-dependent protein folding chaperone; ATP hydrolysis activity. Gene Ontology annotation, biological process: protein folding.
CCGUUCUACAACUCCACUCCCCUCUUCCAUAAACACAGCGGCUACCACUAGGGUUUUUCCGAUCCGCCUCGCCUCACUCCGGCCACCACCAGAUCUCCUCCGCCUCUCGCGGCGGCACCGUUCGCUCUCACCUCCGCCGACGAUGGUGGGCCUUACCGGAGGUUCGUCGUACGGGAUGCAGUCUAUGCUCAAGGAUGGGCACAAGCACCUCUCCGGCCUCGACGAGGCCGUCCUCAAGAACAUCGGCGCCGCCCGCGAGCUCUCCGCCAUCACGCGGACCUCCCUCGGCCCCAACGGGAUGAAUAAGAUGGUCAUUAAUCAUCUGGACAAGCUCUUCAUCACGAACGAUGCUGCAACAAUUGUGAACGAGCUUGAGGUCCAGCACCCUGCCGCUAAGCUCCUGGUGCUGGCUGCCAGGGCUCAGCAGGAGGAGAUCGGAGACGGAGCUAACCUCACCAUAUCUUUUGCUGGCGAACUGCUGGAGAAGGCCGAGGAGCUCAUCAGGAUGGGGUUGCAUCCCAGUGAGAUCAUCAUUGGGUACACAAAGGCCAUCAAUAAGACGCUUGAGAUUUUGGAGGAUCUAGUGGAGAAAGGCUCCGAGAACAUGGAUGUAAGGAACAUGGAAGAGGUCGUGUUGAGGAUGAAAUCUGCUGUUGCCAGCAAGCAAUUCGGCCAGGAAGAUGUGCUGUGUCCCCUUCUCGCUGAUGCCUGUAUCCAAGUUUGCCCCAAAAAUCCGGCAAACUUCAAUGUUGACAAUGUUAGAGUGGCAAAGCUGGUUGGAGGUGGUCUGCACAAUUCUUCUGUAGUCCGUGGGUUGGUUCUGAAAAAUGAUGCUGUUGGGAGCAUAAAAAGGGUGGAGAAGGCCAAGGUUGCAGUAUUUGCUGGUGGUGUCGACACUUCUGCAACUGAAACGAAGGGAACUGUCCUGAUCCAUUCUGCUGAGCAGCUUGAGAACUACGCUAAAACUGAGGAAGCUAAGGUGGAGGAGCUUAUCAAAGCUGUGGCUGACUCAGGUGCCAAGGUUAUUGUCAGUGGAGCAGCAGUUGGCGAUAUGGCUUUGCAUUUUUGUGAACGUUACAAGCUAAUGGUUUUGAAAGUCAGCUCAAAGUUUGAACUGAGACGAUUUUGCCGUACUACUGGAUCAAUAGCACUUUUGAAGCUUAGCAGACCAAAUGCGGACGAAUUAGGAUAUGCUGACUCUGUUUCGGUGGAAGAAAUUGGUGGUGCUCGGGUUACUGUUGUUAAGAAUGAAGAAGGUGGAAACUCCGUGGCUACUGUUCUCUUGAGAGGCAGCACUGAUAGUAUAUUAGAUGACCUCGAAAGAGCUGUCGAUGAUGGCGUCAACACAUACAAGUCAAUGUGCAGGGAUAGUCGGAUCAUUCCAGGUGCUGCAGCAACAGAGAUAGAACUGGCGCAGAGAUUGAAGGAGUUUUCUCUAAAGGAAACAGGGUUGGACCAGUAUGCCAUUGCAAAAUUCGGUGAAAGUUUCGAAAUGGUUCCAAGAACCCUGUCUGAAAAUGCUGGACUUGGUGCAAUGGAGAUAAUAUCUUCUCUCUAUGCUGAGCAUGCUGCUGGCAAUGUGAAAGUUGGCAUUGACCUUGAGGAAGGCGCUUGCAAGGAUGUAUCCAUUAUGAAAAUAUGGGACCUUUAUGUCACAAAGUCCUUCGCUCUAAAAUACUCAGCGGAUGCUGUAUGCACUGUACUGCGGGUAGAUCAGAUCAUCAUGGCAAAGCCGGCAGGAGGCCCUAAACCACCCCAACAAGGUGCUAUGGAUGAAGAUUAGUUCGUCAGUGCACUCCUGUUUUCUGUGUAUCAUGCUGCGAGGUUCCUGGCAGUAGACACCUCAUUUUCAUCUUAUCUAGGUUUGAUUGUAGUAGAAGAUUUUGCGUGCCUGGGCUUCGUGUUUGGAGGGGUUGCAUGCAUUAGCUGAUGCCUUGUGUGUGAAUUUGGGAGCAUUUGCGAAAUCGGUGUAUCAAAUGAUAACUAGUGACACUUGUUCGUCCAGUUUAUUAUACGAACUGAGCUCACCUCCAAAGAUUGGUAGUUGUAUUGACGUUUGUAAAAUUUUGUUGUGUUA